GCCAAAUGAUCUCUUUAUGAGAGGAAUUGAUACUGUGAAGCAAGGGAAUUCUGAGCUCUUCAGGUUUAUUGGAGAAAAGAUUAUGUGGGAGGCAAUGGGUAUUAAUAACACACGUUCAAUUUGUAAAAUUGUUGAAGACGCUCUCCGGGAUGCUAGAUUUAAGCAGUGGGAUUUUAACCAGUUUGUUGUAAUGUCUAAAUGGAAGGCUAAAGGAGGCCUCGCAUUCAAUAAAAUCUUUAUGGAAUGGACGAGAGAAAGAAUAGCAAGCGGAGAAAAAAAUAUAAAGAUCCCUGACUCUGGCGAGCAGUUUAGUUAUGUUGUAGUGAACGAUGGUCCCUGCUAUAAAGAAGAUGGUACGAAAUCAAUAAGGAAGGGUGAUUAUAUAGAGUUCGCAAAUAUUGUGAAAGAGUUUAAUAUGAAGAUAGAUAUCAGGUACUAUUUAGAACAAACUGUAGGGAUGUUUGCACGCUUCAUUAAUGAAGAUGAUAGUUUUUAA
Funneliformis geosporum is the source of this 496-nucleotide messenger RNA. Lineage: Eukaryota; Fungi; Glomeromycota; Glomeromycetes; Glomerales; Glomeraceae. The record is from the annotation of a GenBank genome assembly.